Molecule: messenger RNA, 1384 nt
Organism: Oryzias melastigma (Indian medaka)
Lineage: Eukaryota; Metazoa; Chordata; Actinopteri; Beloniformes; Adrianichthyidae
Exons: 8
Coding region: 78-1310 (410 amino acids)
Source: RefSeq, a predicted model, not a curated record
GGGACUCCCUGAACUAAAUAGUGACGCCCACCACCUAUUUAAACGACCUAGAGAUUUACAACGCAGUUUGGACCACGAUGGAUCAGUCAGAGGACGAGUUCGACGACCUUAUAUUUCUCACGGAUUUGUUUUUGGAAGAAAUUAAGUCUGAACAACCGCCGGAAGCACCCCCGAUGACUUUUAUUCGGUGCGAGGAGGACGAGUACGGACAUCCUUUGCCAAAACGUAGGAGAAGGGGAGAGCGGCGGAGACCAGCUUCGUCCAAAAGAACUCCAACUGUGGCUCCAACUCCAACUUUGGACCCAUCAUUCAUGCCGUCUACAAGUGGACACCAGAGUGUAACAGAAACUUUUCAAGAUAAAGAGGUCCAAGACCUUCUGGGGCCUGCCGAUGACCCCACUCCAUCACAUUGGACAGCUCGGAAAGCUUCCUCCUUGGAAAAGUGGACGGUGUUAAGACCUUCUAUGGUUAAUCAGUUGUUGAUGUACGAGAAGCCAAAAGAGGGACAUUGCCAUCACUGUCGCUCUCAGGUUGCAGCAAUAAUGUGCCGCGACUGUUUGCCAAGACCACUUCAUUGUGCGUCCUGUGAUUUGACUGUACACGACCGCCUCGUGCUCCAUAAUCGAUCAUCAAUGAUCGAGGGAUUUUACAGGCCGAUACCACCAACCACUUUUGUCAAGGAAGAGGGAGGAAACUUCACAUACCACGAAAAAGUGUGCUUUUUGCCUGUCAUCCUCCCCCGCUGUGACUGCUCCACUGGUCAAACAGAGGUUUCUGCAGGAAAACAAGUGAUUCUGAUUGGAAUGAAUGGACGAUACAACCUAUCCCUUCCAAAGGCCACGUGUUCCUGUGGAAAAACUUGGGAUGCUGGUAUUGGUGAUCUGGUACAAAGUGGAUACUGGCCAGCUACAGUCAACUUUAAGACUUUGUACACCUUGGAUUUGGUCGCAUACUAUGAAGAUCUGAAAGUUACUGCGCCGGAAAUGUCACGGCAUGCUUUUGUUGGCAUGCUUGAACAGCGCACUAAAGUCUUUGGUCGAAGUGGUAAAAUAUGUGGAGACACCAUGCAGAAAGCGUUCCUACAGUGGUCCUAUGCAAAAGUUGAUGUCGAGAGGCUGUCUCAGACGAAUCACUUUGAGUCUCCAGCAUCCACACCCUCCAUGUUGGCUGUUGCAGAGGAUGGGAACCACCAAUCAGGACCAGCCAUCCAACCUUCACCCUCAUCAGUGGGACGACAUGGUCUCCAGAAUGGGGAGGACCACAAAAAAAUAAACAUCAAAGGGAACUCUGUUGACCCGAUUGACCUUUGAACAUUAUUGCUAUUGCUGUUGUUUUGUGUGUUGUGUUGCUGUUGUGUUGUUAAUAAAUGUAAACAAAGAUGUGA